Messenger RNA from Cryptomeria japonica (Japanese cedar), 2049 nucleotides. Its product is annotated as disease resistance protein RPV1-like. The transcript has 3 exons. The coding region runs from base 227 to 1324 and encodes 365 amino acids. The record is from RefSeq and is a predicted model, not a curated record. NCBI's taxonomy places the organism in Eukaryota, Viridiplantae, Streptophyta, Pinopsida, Cupressales, Cupressaceae. Gene Ontology annotation, molecular function: protein binding.
GUUGGCCUGGCUGCGCUGGUUCGAAAUUGGGCAGAAAAGUCUUCCCUCACGACUUUCAUUGAAAAAUCUGAGAGUUUUAGAACUCUAUGAAAAGUUUUCUGGGGUAGGGCAUCACUUAGAAGAGCUGUGGGAGGCUGAUAGCGAUGCUCCUGUGCAGCUAAGAAUAUUAGUUAUUGCAGAAUGUGACAAAUUCCAAAGAUUUCCAAACUCAAUAGGACGCCUGAAUAUGUUGAAAAAGAUAGUACUCACAAACGGCUCAAAUUUAACGAGUUUGCCAGAAGAAUUUUGCUGUCUUCAAUCGUUGGAGCACUUGCAAUUAGAACACUGUAAAGAGCUAUCAUCACUACCCACCAGGUUUGGCGACUUGAGAAAUUUGCGGUUUCUACUGUUGAGCUCAUGCUGGAAAUUGAGGAUGUUGCCAGUUUCUUUCAAGAAGCUGAUGCUCCUGCAAUAUCUCUAUUUAGGGUCCUGUAGUCAGCUCAUACUUAGGCCAGAGGAUUUCCAAAACGUUAGAAAGCUGGAGUAUAUAAAUCUCAGUAGGUGCAAGCAGUUGGAAGAGUUGCCUCCUCACAUCACAAAUCAGGCGUCCUUGAAAGAGCUCUAUUUAGAAGGGGCAAAUAAGUUAAGGGAGCUACCAGAAAACAUCGGCCAAUUGAGCAGGCUACAAGAGAUGAUCAUAGGGACUCAGUUGUUGACAAGCUUGCCGAUCUCUCUUGGAGAUUUGACCUCCUUGAGGGGUCUUUCAAUUAAAAAUUGUCCCAGCCUGGAAUCUUUGCCGACCAGUCUUGGAAAUUUGUCCUCCUUAAGGAAUCUCUCAAUUACUGAUUGUCCCAGCCUGAAAUGUUUACCGCAAUCUGAACAGCAUUUUAAUCUCUUAGAGAAUUUAAGAAUACAGGCAUGCCCAAUCAAAGUAGAUCUUGGGGCUGCAUCAUUACCUUUUGGAUUGAGUAACCUUAAGGAUAUAACGCUAAUAGCAACAGAAGUGUGCAGGAUUUCACUUUCUGAAGGCCUUUAUUCCCACCUUGAGAGUCUAAAUCUUCAUAAGAAUAAUCAUUUAACGGAGAUCGAAGCUCUGCCACCGACACUCAAGUCAAUACGAUUGAGAGACUGUAAAAUGCUGAAGAACAUAAGGGCUCCUUGUUAUCUGGUAAACCUUGAACACCUGGAAAUAGUGUCAUGCCCAGAGUUGCAAGAGCUUCCUAGCUUUGCAUGUUCAACUUCUCUCAGAGAAUUUGAACUACUAGAGGGUUGCUACCGAGUUCAGAAAAUUGAAGGCUUGGAACAUUGCACAAGGUUGGAAAUAUUAAAAGUGGACAGUGACUAGGAGGUGCCCGGUAUUGAAAGUUUGGAGCACUUUCAGAAAUUGAGGAGGGUGGAACUCAGAGCAAACAAGGGAUCAACUAUUGAACGUUGCCUUCGAACAAUCAAGAAAUGGCCAGAUGAAAUACAAAUAUGUAUGCGCGCAGCCGCUGAUGCAUCCUCACUUGUACGCUCUGUAAUCUCUCGGGAUCUGGUCAUUGACUUCUUCGCUAACCGCAAAAUUCGAUCCAUGCCAAAGUUGGCAAAUUUGCAUUCCUCCAAUGGCGAUACCAUUAUGCUCUGUUUUGUUAUAAAUUGUGUUACCCCACAAAUGACUGUGAUGUUGGAACUCAUUCGCAACGGACAAUAUGUAUUCUGCGAAACUUUACCAAAGUUUGAAAAUGGUCGAUGGGCAUGGAUAGGUGUGUUCAGUCCGUGUGUGAGAGGAGAGUGGCACACUGCACAAGAGUUCGAAAUAGAGGAGUACGGACAAGGUGGGUGCGGAGAAGAGGACGAAGUGGAGAAAGGUUUUAUUGUGGCAGGGGAAGAGCAAACAGUGGUAGAGGCAUUCUACAGUCUCUUGUCAAUUUUACAAAGCCAGUAGUUUAAUUAAAAUGCAUGGAAAGGAGAUUCAAUGUUUAUGUUAAUUGUAAUUUAUACAAAAACGUCUUAUAAAUUUGAUAAUAGAUUUAAGAAUUUGAUGCAACCUUUUCUUGAGAUUGAAGUUUUGUAAAUCCUUUUAUGAACUUA